Nycticebus coucang (slow loris) is the source of this 1162-nucleotide messenger RNA. It is a transcript of the gene THOC7, whose product is annotated as THO complex subunit 7. The coding region runs from base 441 to 899 and encodes 152 amino acids. The record is from RefSeq and is a predicted model, not a curated record. Gene Ontology annotation, cellular component: THO complex part of transcription export complex. Gene Ontology annotation, biological process: mRNA export from nucleus; mRNA processing. The transcript has 8 exons. NCBI's taxonomy places the organism in Eukaryota, Metazoa, Chordata, Mammalia, Primates, Lorisidae.
GCCCCUCGGUUUCCCCCGAGACCCCUAGCCUCCUAAGGCAGCUUCUGGGAGCCCCUCGGCCUCCCGGCCGCUCCCCCCGGGCCCUUCAGCCUUCCGGGCCUUUCCCCGGAGCCUCAGGCCUCCCCGGCCGCUGCCCCCGAGCUCUUCAUCCUCUCGCCUGUGCCCCGGGCCCCCCUCGGAGUCCCUGGGACUCGCGGCGACUCUCCCAGGCCGCGCUGGGCUCGGGGAGGGUGUCCUGGGAGGAUCAUCCCGGGGCUGGGAGCACACGUGGGGAUCCGGACGGCUGGAAGAGGUGCACGAGCGAUGAAGUCAUAAGGAAACGUCUCCUAAUUGAUGGAGAUGGUGCUGGAGAUGAUCGGAGAAUUAAUCUGCUGGUAAAGAGUUUCAUUAAAUGGUGCAACUCAGGAUCCCAAGAAGAAGGAUAUAGCCAGUACCAACGUAUGCUGAGCACAUUGUCUCAAUGUGAAUUUUCAAUGGGCAAAACAUUGUUGGUAUAUGAUAUGAAUCUAAGAGAAAUGGAAAAUUAUGAAAAAAUUUACAAAGAAAUAGAAUGCAGCAUUGCUGGAGCACAUGAAAAGAUUGCUGAGUGCAAAAAGCAAAUUCUUCAAGCAAAACGAAUACGAAAAAAUCGCCAAGAAUAUGAUGCUUUGGCAAAAGUGAUCCAGCAUCAUCCAGACAGGCAUGAAACAUUAAAGGAACUAGAGGCUCUAGGUAAAGAAUUAGAACAUCUCUCACAUAUUAAAGAAAGCGUUGAAGAUAAGCUGGAGUUGAGACGGAAACAGUUUCACGUUCUUCUUAGUACCAUCCAUGAACUUCAGCAAACACUGGAAAAUGAUGAAAAGCUGUCAGAGGUAGAAGAAGCUGAAGAAAUAAGCUUGGAAACAGAUCCUAAGCCGUAGAUAGGCUAAUCACUCAUCAUUCUUAAGAAUACUGAAACAGCUAUAUGAUCUUAAGUGUGUUUAAAAUAUGUUGUGCUCUUGAGAUAUUUAAAGUUUUGACAGUGAAAUAUUUUGCUUUUAAAUUUUCAUAUACAUUUCAUUCAUGUAUCUUUACAUAAGGGAAAAUGAUUUCAAUAUAGAUUUGUUUUUAUUGAAAUGCAUUUUUUAUUCUUAAGAGGUAGGAGGCAACAUCCAAAAAUGUUUAAUAAAAUAUUUUCAAACUG